AUGGGGUGGGAGGUGAAAUUGCUACUGGAUUACCUGUCCGCAGCGAUCUGUUUUUUAGGAGUGCCUUCCCAGCCAUCGUCGCACCCACCAUCGCAUCGUCGUAGACAUCAUCUUCCAGACCAUUCCGCCGCCUGGUCCAGAGCUGAUUUAGCAGCCCUUUACAAUCGCCUCGAGGAGUCUCCUGACGAACAGACCGCCCAUGAUAUCUUAGGGGAACUGAAUAGCGGUAUAACGGCUGAAGGUGCUGAAGAGUGUACCCCGUCAAAUUAUCCAUAUGUGGAGCAACGUACACGAAUCUAUCGAGAGAAUCGGGAGCAACCAGACAACCUUAGGGCAAAGAAACGUAAAGUUGAUUUUGUGCCUGCCGAGCUACAGGUGGUGGAACAGUGGGCGGAGAGGGAUAACCCGAAAAAGCGGCGUAAAGCCUACAACGCAGCCGAGAGUAAUGUUGAGGCCGCCCCAGACCAGGCGGAGUACAGUUAUCACAGCGAGGUCAAAGGCAAACACGAAGAAUACGAGCAUGAGAUUCUAACCCUAAAAAAUAAAUCGAUAUGCCUGUAUCGGGAACUUCAGUCACAUUGGUCUUGUGCUUGCGAACAGUGCCAGGGGAUAUGUCUCCAGCUGCCUUGGCCUUAUCCUGACAGUGACGACGUUCAGCUCGAUGGCUAUUUUGCCCUGGGUUCCAAUAAGAUAGAAAACUGGCAGGAAGGGAAAUUUUUCAUGACUUAUCAAAAACAUGGCCUCGUUCGGAUUGCAGAUGAGAGUGAUAACACAGCUGGUGAAUAUUGGUCGGCAUUGGAUCAUACAGAUAUCUGUCCGUCAAUCAAAGACUGCCACAAAAAGUCAGCCUCUCUUCAUAUUAUGGUCGAGGACAACAAGUUACAAGAAUUGCGUAUGGGGGAUAAUAUGUGCGAACAUACCCCAGCCGCCAUUUCCCUCAAGUCGAUAUUCGACUUCAAGCAGAAAAUUGGGGGAUCUUCCGUAUUUUCAAGACGCGGAAAGCUUACGCUGGCCCUAUAUCUGACAGAGAUGCUACGGCCUGUUCUUGAGACUCCCUGGCUACUCCCAAAUUUCAGUUGUCACGACGUUUAUUUCUUCCGAAGACCUGGUGCUCUGCCGGAUCUCACCUAUCCGUUCAUAUUUACAAGCGCGAAUACAUUCAUACAAGAUACUGCUUCGCAGGGCGCCUCUAAGGAAACCGUGCAUCCUAACCAGACCGUCUUAGCGCUAGGAAUUCUUCUUCUCGAAAUAUUCGAGUUUAAGCCCUUUGCUGACGAGAAUCAUGGCCCUAGCCGGAAGAGAUCCUUAGAUCAAGAGAAAAUUCAAGCGCGACGUACUUUAAGAGCAAUGACUAAUGAAGAAGGAGCCGACUUUUGCGAUGCGGUGAGCGCUUGCCUCGACGCUAAGUAUUUUCCUCGUGGGCUGGAAAGUGAAUUCGACACACCAGCUGUACAAGACAGCUUUUCCGCUAAAGUGGUGUCACGCCUUUAUAACAGUACCAAUAACUGGAUCAACGAUAAGAAGGAUCUCUUGAGUCUCAGGGAGAAUGAGACGGAGAAAAGGGCAUUAUGGACCGUUGAAGCCCAGAAUAAGUGUACAGAAAUAGGCAGCCAUAUUAGCUCCUCCCCGUCUGCAAAGGCUGCGGUAGCGUCUACCUACCAGCCUCCGGCUGACACCCUAAUGAAACCGACAGCCCGCUCGGCCGCCGUCCCGCUUCGAACGACAAAUUAUAGCCAGAACAAGGAGGCUGUAAUUGUUCAUCGUAAUUAUAAUUGUUCGCCCAUUGCCCAAGCACCUGUUUCUGAAGGUGGCCUCUUUGAUUUUCUGGAACACCCUGCUUCUGACUCGGUCUCAUGGCUAAAAGAGCUUGACAGGACCCUCAGCACCUAUGUCGGCAACCCCCCUCAGUCUUCCUCCGGAGCUCUGAUACGAAUUGCUAUCCUUGACACUGGCUUCACCCGCGACAAUGAUAAUCCUGAACCAAGGUUGAAGGCUACGAGAAAUUUCCUACUUGACACAGAUGAUCCUCAAUUUAUGCAUGACAAGGUUGGCCAUGGGACUCAUACACUAGGCCUACUUCUCAGGACUGCUAUUGGCGCAGAUAUAUUCGUAGCAAAGGUUUCUGACACGAGAACUAUUGGCCGUGAUGGCUACGAGCCAAUAAUCAAGGCAAUCCGAUACGCAACAGAGAGGUGGGAAGUGGACAUUAUCACAAUGUCUUUUGGCAUUCGAGAAUUCCAUGAUAGCUUAAGUAAAGCACUUUCAUUUGCACAUAACCGAAAUGUUUUGUUAUUCGCUGCUGCUUCCAACGGCGGCCCUCUGACAAACCGGGCGUUUCCGGCCAGCGAGCACCUAACGGUAUUCGGGAUUCACUCAAUGGAUGGUCAAGGGUCGCUAUCAAAAUUCAACCCAAAGCCGGUUAAAACGGCCUUCAAUUUGGUCGCUCUUGGGGAAGCUGUACCUUCGGACUGGCCGAAGGGUAUUGAUGGACAUAGGGAGGAUUUUAGGGCUCUAUCCGGAACUUCCAUCGCCACCCCAAUCGCCGCUGGGUUUGUCGCAAGCCUGCUUGAAUAUGUACGACAGCAAGAGGCCGGCUUGCCCCAAGAUUCCUCUAUUAUGGGCUGGCUUAAGAGGUCUCAGGCCAUACAGGCUACCUUAGUUCGAUUUGCAACCGACAAGGUAGACGGGUACCACAGACUACACCCCAAGAAACUUUUCAACGAUCCCGACACAAAGGAAUCGAUUUAUGAUCAAAUUAAGAAAUUUAAGAAGUAUGAUUACCUACAUGAGAUAUGA
Messenger RNA from Microsporum canis CBS 113480, 2796 nucleotides. RefSeq names its product intracellular serine protease. Bases 1 to 2796 code for a protein of 931 amino acids. NCBI's taxonomy places the organism in Eukaryota, Fungi, Ascomycota, Eurotiomycetes, Onygenales, Arthrodermataceae. The record is from RefSeq and is a predicted model, not a curated record. Gene Ontology annotation, molecular function: serine-type endopeptidase activity. Gene Ontology annotation, biological process: proteolysis. The transcript has 5 exons.